GUUUUAAUCAACCAACGAUUUCACCUCUCGCCGAUGACCCGCCUGUCCUAGGCCAAAUUUUCCAGCUUGUUAUCUCCCUAGAUGAUUGGGUCUUAUGGACGGUGUACCUUAUCAAAACAAAAAAUCAUAUUCCGGAGAUGAUAUGUCAUCAGAGCCUUGCAAAAGUCUGUGUUUAAGUUCUCGUCCCGAAAAUGGCAGUUUAUUGGUCCCAGUGGGACAAAAGUCGAUUGACAUUCAACAUUUGGGGGAUAUUUCUUCUGAAGAGUAUGAAAGGCUCGUUCUUUCUCCUCCCCCCGUUCCUCUGAAUCUCGAGGCUGCUAGUGCUGCUAUUUAUGAAGCAGCCUGUCGUUCGCACUCUAGGACACAGUCAAUUAGUGACAGCACGCCUUCCUUGAAGAUAAUUAAACACGAGGGAUACACUGAUUCACAUAGUAACUGUAGUGCAAGAUCUUCAGCUCAUGAGAUUUCCAAGCAAGGGCCAAAAGAAGUUUUGCCUUGUCAUACUGACACAAAGCCUCAGAACAAAUGGCGACGUUUUCUGUGUUGUUUUCCUGAUAAAGCUUGCCGUCCACUACCGUCGAAACGAAAGGAUUCCUCUCCUGUUAAAGGAACAUUGUCCGCAAAGUCUCCAUCUCCUAGUGACGGUAAAUCUAACUUCAAUGAAGUAAAUGAUCUUGUAAAUAAAAAGUCAACCAAACCGGCAAAAUCUGGGAGCAAAAAACGCUCCAGAAAAUUGAAGGGUUUGUCAGUUGACGACACAACCGGAUGUAAAGCUGACCAAUUAGCGCCCCCGUCAUCUACCGAAGAAUUACCCAUACCUACUGUAUCAAUUUUCCAACCUGUUCUCCCCAGUAUGGUGUUGAAUGCUUUAGGAUCAAAAGCUGAUAGCUCUAUCCAUUCGGCUUCAGUAUCAAAUGGUUACAGUUUCAGCGAUCCUGAUGUUCGUGUAGAGUCACCAGUCUUGCGGUCGACUGUCGGAAUGAAUGUCAACACAUCUAAGUCGCACUAUCCGUUUCAAUUUUCAGCCUUAAAACGUAACACAUCUAAUGAUGCAUACGGCAUAAAGCUUGCUGAUAACACUGAAUGUCAGAGUCCUACUACACAGGUAGAAAAUACUAAUGGUUUUGAGUCUGCACAUCACGUGAUUCACCAACAGUUACAGCCUUUGCAUUCAUCAUGGGUUGAGUGUGACAACCCUGAUGGUAAUCAUCUUGUCCCGGACAGCUAUCCUCAUGACCAAUAUGCUAUCAAUUACGAUAGAAAUAAUGGACAAGGUGAUGCUUCUUCCGAAAAUCUUGACCAUUUACCACCUGGAAUAGAUCUAUUGGGUGAAGUUGACUCAGACUGUGUGAAUAAAAAGUGCUUAGUUUUGGACUUGGAUGAGACAUUGGUGCAUAGUUCCUUCAAAUAUGUAGAAAACGCAGAUUUUGUUGUUCCCGUGGAAAUCAAUGGCACUAUUCAACAAGUGUAUGUCCGAAAAAGACCGUAUCUUGAUAAGUUUCUUAAAGCUAUUGGACCACUUUUUGAGUGCGUUAUGUUCACAGCAAGUCUUCGCAAGUAUGCUGAUCCUGUUUGUGAUUACAUUGAUGCCUCGUCGUAUUUUCGUCAUCGCUUAUUUCGCGAGGCAUGUGUUGAUCAUCAGUGCAAUUUAAUUAAGGAUUUGAGUCGUUUGGGAAGAGAUGUGGAACAAAUAUGCAUCGUUGACAAUUCUCCCAUAUCAUUUUUAUUCCAGCCAAGUAAUGCACUCCAAAUCGUUUCAUGGUUCGGUGAUUUAGCUGAUCAAGCUUUAUGUGAGCUGAUACCUUAUCUCACCGGUCUAGCUAGUGCACGCACAGUUGUUGAUUAUCUGAGAGAGUUCAGGCCGCCACAAAAUGCAGCUGUUGCGCAACCAGCCACUCCUACAUGGUUGUUACUAUUUAAUCACAGUCUUCCUGGUGACAUGAACACUUUAGAAGAUAGUGAAGGUGGAGAACUUGAAGAUGACGAUAUUGCUGUGAAUUAUCACGAAGAAGAUGCUGUUCUGUCACCUCAUUAUUCUUUAAAUCAUAAUCGGUUUUCUUAACCAGUCGUAACAUCUGGCUACUUACACAUUGAUUUCAAUUCAAGGCACUGGAUUGGAAAUUGUCAACGAGUUGUUUACAACUAAACGUACAAUAGUACACAUUUUCUUCUCCAUCAAGAAUUUUUCUUUGUUCCAAACGCUCACAAUUUAUUACACAUUACAGUUUAUAAUGCAUAUGCAUUCCGUGAUUUGAAUGUGCAUUAUGAAAAAGGGCCUUUGCCUUUUUUACGUCUAUUUUUUUACGGCUGUGCAAAAAUGUAGCUUUAAUUAUAUAUAUCUGAAAACUCGUUAAACUUCACUAAAAUUACUCUGUUAAACAUCUCUAUCUUCACUGUGAGUAUUUUUUACUUUGAUUACUUUAUUUCGGAGUAUGAUAUCACACUCACUGCCUUGUAAAGACUUUGCAGAAAUUCUCAUCAUUUGUUUACUAUACAACCACCUUCUGUCUUGUUUUUAUUUAUUCUUUUUAAGUGAAUUACCAGUCUGAUAAUAAUGCUAUGCAACUAUCGUAAGCUUAAUAGAUAACAUUUGUAAUAUAUAUAUAUAUAUAUAUAUAUAUAUAUAUAUAUAUAUAUAUAUAUAUAAUCGGAAUGUAGGUGUUUUCAUUGCUCUUCCAAUUAGUUUCGUUAAUUGUUGUAGAUUUACGUCAAUUCUGUUUGAUUCAAUUAUGAGGUUCCACUCUUGACAAUGUACUAUGCAAUUGAUUCUCCUAUAACAUAUUCUUUUCAUUUUUUCUAAAAGUCUGGAAGAAUGUGAUUUUUUUCGUGGAACUCAGGUUUAUUUGUUUUUGGUUGUAUAAAAAUGUUUUCAUAAAAUUGUUUCUUAGUUUCUCUCUUUAGUAUGCUCUUCAUUUGUCCUCUUUCACUGAGUUAUUUACUCGCUCGUUUUUCAUAUUCACUCUCUAUAUCCACUUUAAUCCUCAUCUUUACUUUUAUUCUCUACCGUAAAACCUACAGUUUUUGUCACUUGUUGCUCAAUGUAUGCAUCUAUAAUCAGUGUCUUCCUUCGUUUUACUCCAUUAUUAUAAUCCGAUUGUUUUUUUAGUGCCCCCUCUUUCUUCAUUUACACAUUUCUUCACAGAAGCGCCUUAAGUUCUUGCAUAAAUAUUCUAUAUUCUAUUGAAUCUUCAUGAUAUAUUAACCUUUUAUUUAAAUAGGUCAUCUGUAGAGUAAACCCACUUCGUCCAUACCCAGGUUUGGUUAUUCCUAACUCCAAAUAGUUUAUUACCCAUUCUUUUUUACAUCACAUAAGAAUAUAUAUAUAUAUAGUCUGUGUUCUGUCUUUAUUCUUUUUUUAUUUAAAGUAUGUAAGCGUUUACUCCGAUUGAUUUGUCAUAGUCUUUCAAUAUCGGACCUAAGUUUCCGAUUGCAACUUGAUUUUUCAGAACAUUUUAGGACAGUCAGCGAUUUUUGUACUCAGAAGUCGUCAUUGAAUGAUUAUCCUGGUUUUUCUUCUACUAUUGUUACCUUUUUCACUAUUUGGCUAAAUUACUCGUCAGUUCUAUCUGUUCUUAGCCUACAAGUUUGAAAUAUGUAUUUGUGUGCUUGGUUAUAAAAUGAUAUGAGCUUAUAUACCUCAGUGUACUAGAUUUGCUCAAUAUUUGUUCUGUAUGAAACUUAAUGUUGGAUAGUGUUUGAAUUGUGUAAUGUUUCUGGUUUAUACCAGGUCAUCUAUAAAUAUUCAUUUAUGUGUUAUUGUUGUCGUUCUUAUUUUCCUGUUAAUUAAUAAAUUAGGCAAAUAUUUCCCAUUUCAUAAAUUUAUUACUUUAAAACCAGCAUGUCUUUUUUCCCUCAAUAUUUUAUUUGUUUUUAUUAGAUAAUAACUUUAAAUAUAAAAGUGAAAAUAUCAA
Molecule: messenger RNA, 3911 nt
Organism: Schistosoma curassoni
Lineage: Eukaryota; Metazoa; Platyhelminthes; Trematoda; Strigeidida; Schistosomatidae
Source: the annotation of a GenBank genome assembly